CCGACGAAUCGACGAUUCCCUGGGAUGUUGGCAAGUUUCUUCCGCCGAGGCAGGCAAUGAAAUGACAUGAAGAUGGCAGCAGCUCUCAGAGUCUUAGAGCUAGCUCCCAAGCCCCAGGCGCUUUUCAUUGAAGCAUUGUUACAAUGUGCCUAUCUAUGUCAUCCGGGUCGGAUCUCCCAUCACGUGGCCGCAUCAAAGAGGCCCGAGCUCUGCCCCUGCCCCUCCAUAUGUUUUGCGGACCUUGUCGGUCUCCCAAAUGGCGGGGUGCUUCAGCCACCCGUGGCUGGCCUAGCGCUUCGUCAUACCCAUCUGGUCUGUUGGUUGUGUAUCUGGGACGAAACCCGCAAGACAUUGACAUGACCGAAUGAUCGUGCAUCUGUCACCUUUAGGUUGCCACUCUGCGCCCUCCGGAACUCGAGAAACAUGCGAUCGUCAGCCUAAACGGUGGACGUCACCAA
Molecule: messenger RNA, 458 nt
Organism: Colletotrichum navitas
Lineage: Eukaryota; Fungi; Ascomycota; Sordariomycetes; Glomerellales; Glomerellaceae
Exons: 3
Coding region: 67-360 (97 amino acids)
Source: RefSeq, a predicted model, not a curated record